Molecule: messenger RNA, 6033 nt
Organism: Mustela lutreola (European mink)
Lineage: Eukaryota; Metazoa; Chordata; Mammalia; Carnivora; Mustelidae
Gene: KLHL11
Product: kelch like family member 11
Exons: 2
Coding region: 59-2185 (708 amino acids)
Molecular function (GO): protein binding
Source: RefSeq, a predicted model, not a curated record
CGCACCAGAACGGCUGGAUCGUUCCGAGACUGCGGAGGUCGGGCGCGGCGGCGUCAAGAUGGCGGCGGCGGCGGUGGCUGCGGCCGCGGCGGCCGCAGCAGCCGCAUCUCUUCAGGUGCUGGAGAUGGAGAGCAUGGAGACGGCCGCCGCCGGUUCGGCAGGGCUGGCCGCCGAAGUCCGAGGCAGCGGCACGGUGGACUUCGGGUCUGGGCCUGGCAUAUCUGCAAUGGAGGCGAGCGGGGGCGAUCCGGGCCCGGAGGCCGAGGAUUUCGAGUGCAGCUCUCACUGCUCGGAGCUAUCUUGGAGACAGAACGAGCAGAGGCGCCAGGGCCUCUUCUGCGACAUUACCUUGUGCUUCGGCGGCGCGGGAGGCCGCGAGUUCCGGGCUCACCGCUCGGUGCUGGCCGCUGCCACUGAGUACUUCACGCCCCUCCUCUCGGGCCAGUUCUCGGAGUCCCGCUCGGGCCGGGUGGAGAUGCGCAAGUGGAGCUCCGAGCCCGGGCCCGAGCCCGACACGGUGGAAGCCGUUAUCGAAUACAUGUACACCGGGCGCAUCCGCGUCAGCACGGGCAGUGUGCACGAGGUGCUGGAGUUGGCCGACAGGUUCCUUUUAAUUCGUUUAAAAGAAUUUUGUGGAGAAUUUCUCAAGAAAAAACUUCAUCUCUCCAAUUGUGUGGCCAUUCAUAGCUUAGCUCACAUGUAUACCUUGAGCCAACUUGCUCUGAAAGCUGCCGAUAUGAUACGGAGAAAUUUCCACAAAGUAAUUCAGGAUGAAGAGUUUUAUACUUUACCUUUCCAUCUCAUCCGAGACUGGCUGUCAGACUUGGAAAUUACGGUGGAUUCCGAGGAGGUUCUCUUUGAAACAGUUCUGAAGUGGGUUCAGAGAAAUGCAGAAGAGAGAGAAAGAUACUUUGAAGAACUUUUUAAGUUGCUGAGAUUGUCCCAGAUGAAACCUACUUACCUUACUCGGCAUGUCAAACCAGAGAGGCUGGUGGCCAAUAAUGAAGUUUGCGUCAAGUUAGUGGCUGAUGCAGUAGAGAGGCAUGCUCUGAGGGCUGAAAACAUACAAUCUGGCACCUUCCAGCACCCCGCCUCUCAUGUCUCAUUAUUACCUCGCUAUGGGCAAAAUAUGGACGUGAUCAUGGUUAUUGGAGGCGUGUCAGAAGGAGGGGAUUAUUUAAGUGAAUGUGUGGGAUAUUUUGUCGAUGAGGACAGAUGGGUAAACCUGCCCCAUAUUCAUAAUCACCUUGAUGGACAUGCUGUUGCAGUAACAGAGUCCUAUGUGUAUGUUGCUGGAUCAAUGGAGCCAGGGUUUGCUAAAACUGUGGAAAGAUACAACCCAAAUUUGAAUACAUGGGAACAUGUUUGUAGUCUGAUGACAAGGAAGCAUUCUUUUGGGUUAACAGAAGUCAAAGGGAAGCUCUACAGCAUUGGAGGACAUGGCAACUUUAGCCCUGGCUUUAAAGAUGUGACUGUUUAUAAUCCCGAGCUAGAUAAAUGGCACAACUUGGAGUCCGCACCAAAGAUUCUUCGAGAUGUCAAAGCGCUAGCCAUUGAAGACCGGUUUGUAUACAUCGCUGCCCGCACUCCUGUGGACCGGGACACGGAAGAUGGACUAAAAGCUGUAAUUACAUGCUAUGAUACAGAGACUCGACAGUGGCAAGAUGUGGAAUCUUUGCCACUUAUUGACAAUUACUGUUUUUUCCAAAUGUCUGUGGUCAAUUCAAACUUUUAUCAGACAGCAUCAUGCUGUCCUAAGAGUUAUUCUUUAGAAAAUGAAGAGGCAGUAAGAAAAAUUGCCAGUCAAGUUUCCGAUGAGAUCCUUGAAAGCUUACCUCCAGAAGUCCUAAGCAUCGAAGGAGCAGCCAUCUGCUACUACAAAGAUGACGUUUUCAUUAUCGGAGGCUGGAAAAACAGUGAUGAUAUUGACAAACAGUAUCGGAAGGAAGCCUAUCGAUACUGUGCGGAAAGAAAGCGGUGGAUGCUUCUUCCUCCCAUGCCACAGCCACGUUGUAGAGCCACGGCUUGCCACAUAAGAAUCCCAUACCGGUACUUGCAUGGAACACAGAGAUAUCCUAUGCCUCAAAACUUAAUGUGGCAGAAGGACCGGAUCAGACAGAUGCAAGAAAUACAUCGGCAUGCCCUAAACAUGCGACGAGUGCCGAGCUCUCAGAUCGAAUGCUAGAUUCUCUAAAAGGUGCAGCUUGAAACAGUUGUACCUGUUUCGUGAGGCUGAGGAGACCCAGACUGUUACUUUAAAAAGUAUGUCGAUAACUUAUUUUCUACCUAAACUGAUUAUUGCCCCAUAUAAAGGAAAUAUAGUUAAAAAACUGAAGAAUGGGAAACCCGAUUUAGUAUAUGGUAACUUUUGUUGGUUUGUAGUCUUUUUCUGUCUUUGGUUUGUGUGGGAUGUGCUAGCUAAAUGAGAUCUUACUAAUGACAAGUGGAAAAACCAGGGAUAGUCACUUGGCUGUUUUUUUGCCAACAAGUUAAAACUCCUUUGUCUUAGGGACUUACUGUUUUGAACAUGCUUUAAGCAACAGUUUAUUUGCACAUUUACUUUGAUAUUCCUUUUGAUUUUUUUCCUGAAUGGCUGGUUUUGAAAAGGGCAGAUUUUAUGCAUUGAGCCCUCAUCUGCAGGAGGUGUGUGCAAUAGUGAGACUGAGAUUUGAAGGGAAAAGCACAAUAUUUGAGCAAGAUGAUUGCAGAAUAUUUGCAUUGGUAUUUCAUUGUAUGUGUUUAUCUAGAAAUUCUGUUGUUUCUUUCUAGAAGAGAUGACUGAUGAAAAAUUUGUGAUUGGCUCAUUACUUUUUGAAUAUUUUUCUUCAGCAACUGUUACAGACUUGGAGCCAUUGCUCUGAGAUGAUGGUAGUUGACAAGAGUAUUGAUCUUUAGCUGAUUGGUUUAAUACAGAGGAAGUUAAAUAUGUGAAAUUUGUAGUAGUAUUCGUAUAGACUGAGCAAUGAAAGGCAUUAAAACAUUUAAACACUUUCUUCAGGAGUUGCAGGCUUAUUUGAGGAUAAAUUACUGAGUGUAAAUAAUGCCUAUGACAAUCGACACUUAAUGCCUUCAAUUUUAAAUUUUGCUCUAAUGUAUAUUGUAUAGAAUCCUCAUUCCUUUCUAAAAGAAAUGUUUUCUAAAAUGGGAAGGAAGUGACAAUUUAGAGAAAUUGGUUAAAGAGAAGCCUUAUUGUUUCUCAGCCCUGGUUGUUCUAUUUUAUCCAGUUGCCCUAGACUUUUAUGGGAACUUUGACCCUGAAAUACCAAAUUUAGGUACACAACUAUGGCUCUUAAAAAUGUAUUGCUUUAGUUACCUUUUAUUUAUUUUAUGCAUUUUUUGAUUCUCGAAUGCACUCCAAAGCUUUAUACAAAUUAGCACUCAGUUAGCUUAGAGGACUCUUGCCCUAAUGUGUUGCAAAAGGGGUCCAUUUUAUGUUUCUUGUUUCUUUCAGAAUGUCUCUCUCCUUAGACAUUCCAGAAUGCUGUUCUAGAAGUAUUGAAUUCCAAAUGAAGUGAUUCCCCUAGUCCGUUAUAAUUAACCUCCUUAUUGUAUCAAAUAUCAAAAAAAGCACAACCAGAAAUUUUGGCUCUCAGUUUGCUGCAAGACUUUUAAUAUUUAGCCCUUGAAUUAGUAUUCCUGCCUAGGACAGUUUGUCAAUAAAUAUAUUGGAAAUCCGCUUUAAAACCAUUUCAUUUCCAUUGGGGUGGGGUAGUAACUUCAAGUCCUAUUUCUGUAUGAAGAUAUAUUAUCCUAUGCCACAUCUACCAUCUUACCAAUUUCCAUUUGUAGUUAUUUUGAAAAAAGCCAUUUCUGAGAAGUGCUAAUUCUGAGUUGAGAGAGGUCUGUGCAAAUGAGACAGAGAAGCUCACUGAGUGAUGUUCUCCUCUCUGAUAGACUGUGGUAGCUAGUGCUUCCUUUUCUUGGUGGUGGUGAAAUAAUUUAGUAGCUCACUACAGUGGCAGUUUCUCUCUAAAAGGUGUGAUUUAAGGUUUUUGGAUCUUAGAGUUGUCUUCUGAGACAUUGUUACCAAGUUAUUUGGGGGGUGGUCUUUCUUCAGGGGAUGUGACAAGUUUUAACUCCUCUAAGAUUUAGGUAUAAUCUGGUUUUGAACACUUGAUUGAAACUGUUGUUUUUUUAACUCAGCAGGCUGCCUAGGCCAUGGCUGAAAAGAAGGGGUAAGUCCUUCCUUGCAUGAUGUGUGCAGGUUUUCCUGACUGGAUUUCUAAUUUUCAUAUUUGAAUUCACAUGUGUGACUUCACAUCAAUAACUUGUGUUUCUGAAAUAUCCUAACUAACUUGUUAAUAAGGAAGGAAACCAGAUUUGCUUAAAUCUGUUCAAGGCUGACAUUCUGAAAUCUAAACUGGAAAUAACUUCCAGAGUAUUUAGAAAGGUUCUGACUAUGAUCACAAGCCUAAAAUGGCUCUUGGGGAAAGAAGUUUCCUUUUUGAUGAAAACUUAAAAGAAUGCGUUUGGUAUUUUAAGCAGUUAAAAAUAUAGCUUUAAAAAGGACAGCUUAACACAUAUUCAGCAGACCUUGUGUGCUCGUUGUUGCUUUUGUUUUUGUUUUGUGGAAGGAAAAAAGAGGAAUUGAUUAUACCAAAAAGUAAUAUUUAUAUAUAAUUUUGAGUGCUACUUCUGUCUUAGAAUGGAUAUUCCUUAACUAUACCUACCCCACCAUGGUUUUAAGAAAACAAAUCCGUGGUAUCUAUUGAGAAUGUCAGUCGUGAGCUUAGUGUUUAAGUAAUACCUCUCACUUGCAGUUUGCAUGAUUAGUCUUGUAUAUCUUGAUAUCCAACUUUGCUUUUGCUGUGCCAAUUCAAAAAUAUUUUGCUAACAAAUCUCAGUUCAUUGACUUCAUGAUGAAGUUUUGUUUUGAUCACUCAGUUUUAUAUAGUAUUGUUGGGACCAAAAACUUUUAAAAUAUUGACUUUUAUAUAUAUAGAGAGAGAAAACAGAGGUUUGAAGCUGGAAAGAUAGUGUUUAUCAAAGAUUUGUGUGCUUUUGUUUUUUAAACUCUUCAGGCUGCUGGUAAGGCAGUUUCAAGGGCACACUCUUUUCCUCUUUGUUUCUUGACUAGUGUAGCAUGUGCGAUGUUUUAAAUACUUCAUUCUCUGCUUCAUAUUGUUCUAAUAAGACACUAUUCUUGUAGGUAGACAAGCUAAAUUGUAUUAUUUUAGUUACUUGGCCUAACAAGCAUAACUAAAGGGACUUUUUUUUGUACUUUCAUCUAAUUAAGCUUAAAUAAAAAGGGCAUGUUGGCCACACUUCCUGUCUUUUGAAAGUCCACAGAAUUGUGAAGCAAGUCCUCUGCCUUCACUAGAAAAAUAGGGUAUUUAUAGGUUGCCAUUUAACUGUAGAAUAUUUGAGAAGCAGUUCAGUCUCUCUUUUAAUUUUCAAACAUUUUGGCACAGUCCACUCCGGUUUGUCGCUUUCUUGAGAAUAGUCCAUUUUUGUUGCUGUUAUAAUGCCUAUAUUAUAACGUGUUCUGGUCAUUGGAAACAAAACAGCUCAUAGUUGAGUGAGUAAUACAAUAACAGUAACAUAAUGUAGUAGUCAUCUUGCUUCAAGGAAUUUAAUUAGAUAGCCAAAUAACGGCUUUGUUGAUUACCUUGGUAGGGCUUUUGUCUUACUCUCUAAGCAUCACUACGAAUGUCUGACAUUGAAGCACAUACAGUAGAGCACUUGUUGUGAACUUAAUCCUCCUGCAUAAUAAUGCACUUGUGAAAAAUUACGCUUGCUUGAUGUUUGAAGAUUACCAUCCAUGUGCUAGGGCUCAUUGAGUUAUUUGUAAAAUACAUACUUAGUUCAAGUUGGUACACCGUGAGUUUUUUGGGCUAUCAGUAUCCAAGCCCCUUCUCUACUGAAAAUAUAAUCUUGGCUCUCUCCCUUUAAGUCAGAGGAUAUGUAGAAUUUAGGAUGCUUUGAGACAUUAUAUUGUAAAAUAGCUUGUUUUAUGUUCCUAAAGCUAUCUUGUUCUGUGUUGAAGCUAUUAAUUGUCUCAAUGUAAGUUUUAAAUAAACAUAUUUCUUUAAA